Spodoptera littoralis (African cotton leafworm) is the source of this 2082-nucleotide messenger RNA. NCBI's taxonomy places the organism in Eukaryota, Metazoa, Arthropoda, Insecta, Lepidoptera, Noctuidae. The record is from the annotation of a GenBank genome assembly.
AUGGCUUCAGACGAUAAUUGGAGAACUUCGGCGUUCAGGCAGAGUGUGGUGUCCAAAAUUGAGGAGGUGAUCCAGCGUUCCGGAGUUCAAGUAGCGCGGAACAGCAGUGAGAUGGAGAACCACGUCUUUCUAAAAGCUAAAACUCGGGAAGAAUACAUGAACAUGGUUGCUAAACUUAUUUUGCAUGUGAGGGAACUUUCACAAUCAAAACAAAAUCAAGGCCAGCAGCAAAUGCAAGGCCCCAAUCAAGGUCAAACUGGGCCAAGCCCGCAAGUCCAGGCCCAACAAGGGCAACCCCAACAGGGACCUAACAAUCAGGGUGGCCUCACACCAGAUCCCAUCAAUGCUCUUCAGAAUUUAGCAUCACAAGGGUCCCGAAAUCAAAUGAUGACAAUGGGACCUCAAGGACAGAUGCAGCAGCAAGGUGUGAUGGGCCCUAACCCUGGAAUGGGAGGCAUGCAGGGCCAAAUGGGCCAACAAGGUCCAAUUGUAUCUCAAGGACCUCAGGCACAGACAGCUACUAGUCUACUUCAAACCUUGAAUAGGCCGCAGAUGAACAUGCAGCUGCAGAACAAGUUGGGAGGUCCAAUGGGGAUGGUGAGCAACCAGGGCCAGAUGGGGAAUAACAUGGUUGGUAGCAUGGGAGGUAUGGGUAACCCAAUGGGCAGUCAGCUACAGAACCAACUUGCUGGAGGCAUGCAAGGACAAAUGAUGCCAAAUAUGUCCAUGCCCAAUUCAAUGCAGGUGCCAAUGAGUGGGUCCAACACUAUGGGUCAGAUGCCAUGCAACCAGGUGGGCCAAAUGGGUCAAAUGGCACCAAACAAUAUGCAAGGACAGAUGCAGGGACAAAUGGUAGGUGGCAUGGGUAACAACCAGAUAGUAGGGUUGAAUAUGCUGCACAUGGGUCGCGUGGGAGUGGGCAACAAGCAGGAGGUAGGAGGAAUGAUGGCGGGCAGUUACCAGGGUGCUAGGGCACCUCCUCCAACUCAGUUCCUUCGUCAGAGUCCUUCGCCCUCCGCUCCUUCACCCAGCAUGGGUGGACCCAGUCCUAUGGGUGUGAUGGGCACAACGAUGACGUCACCGAUGUCGUCACUGGGCGGGCUGGGGGCCUGCGGCAGUGUCGGCAGCCCGUCCCCGUCCAACCCAACGCAUCUGCAACAUCAUGUGCAACAACCACAAAGGGGCGUCGGUAUGGGUAUGGUAGCGUCGCCCUCUUCGUCCCUGAACACGCCGGUGGGAGCGAGCGUGGCGUCCCCUGGCGGGGAGGAGGCAGCUUAUCGGGAGAAGGUCCGACAACUUUCGAAGUAUAUCGAACCGCUACGUCGCAUGGUGCACCGCAUGGUUAGCGAAGGAGAGAAUGUUGAAAAGCUGACAAAAAUGAAGAACUUAUUGGAUAUUCUGUCCAACCCCAACAAGCGCAUGCCGCUUGAGACUCUCAUCAAGUGUGAGGUCGUGCUGGAGAAACUGGACUUCAAGAGGGGAGAAGGAGUCGUUGUUCCCAGCACUGGGAAGGAACAAAUAUUCAAUCCGUUGUUAGAAGUAGUAAACAACUGCCUACAAUCUCCCCUCGCUAACCACACACUCAAACGCACCUUCGGGUCUGCUCUCGAUGCGCUGAAUGGACCAGAAAUGAGAAAUUUACCGACACCUCAAAAGGUACCAAAAUUAGAAGAGCCUCCCAUGGAGAUUCCAGAUGUUCUACAAGGGGAAAUUGCCAGAUUAGACUCCAGGUUUAAGGUAUCCCUAGAACCAAUGUCGUGGUCAGGCGGUGCAGGAGGAGGCGCCAUAACCCUGGUGGCCGCGCUGGACGAGCCACGCCUGCCCUGUGUCGCUGGAGUCCAUGUCGCCGUCCCGCGGGACUAUCCUGCCAGGCCACCCGUCAGACUAAAGCCAAGGACGGCCAAGAAUUAUGCGCCUGACUCCUUCUUAGCUCGUCUUGAAAAGGCCAUGGACGCUCGAUGUGCCAGGUUACCAAAAAGCUGUUCAGUAGGGCAGCUACUAGACGCGUGGGAGAUGAGUGUGAGACAAGCCUGUGCCCCUACGCCCGUGGCCUACGCCCCGGUCCCAGCGCUGGGCUUGUAA